This is a messenger RNA of Linum trigynum, 228 nucleotides long. The record is from the annotation of a GenBank genome assembly. Lineage: Eukaryota; Viridiplantae; Streptophyta; Magnoliopsida; Malpighiales; Linaceae.
AUGGGACUCUCCGCCGGUCCAACAAAUUGCGUGGGGAUUUUCUCCAGCGAUGGCGUGGGGAUUUUUCCCUUCGGCGGUGGAAUUGGGUUUUGGUGGCAGUGGAUUGUGGGUUUGGUGGACGAUGUCUUUGGAGGCGAAAAGAGGUCGACCGCCGUCGUGGUCAUCGGGAGCAGUGAGCAUGGCGGUGAUCAGACCGCCGGUGCUUGUUCCGGCGAUGAAGGCGACUAG